UGAACAGACACCAUUCACUGAUAUUUUAUAUUGAUAUAUUGAAGACCUUUGAUCAAAAACUCUGUUCCACAGAAUGCUGAGAAGAAGCUUCAGGUUUGAUAUAGGCUCAUCAGGUCACAGCAGAAGAUUUGUUUGUAAGUUUGAUGAAUUUCACUGGUUUGGAGCACAUGUCCACAAGUUAUUAAUAAUAUUUUAUUCUUGAAAUCCUAACUUACCAGAAACUGUAAAGAUGCACAAAGUGGACUUGCUUUUAGACAAGUCCACAGAAAAGGCCGUGGAGRCACGAAGGUCUGCAGAAGCAGCUCGCAAGGCCCGAAUCUUCAACACCCGACUGCGUGUGAUGGGCCUGGACACUGACGCCCUCAACCGGCAAAGCCAAGACAAGAAGCGACAGCAGAACAUGGAGAAACAAAGAGACAAAGCUUUUGAUAUGCUGAGAAAGUACCAAGAUGAAUCACAUGUGCAGCAAGACAUUAAUGUGAAAGAGAAAAGAAAACGUGAGCAUCAGGACCUGACCAAGUACUGGGCCACUCAGCAGCGUGUGGAGGACUCUCGUGAUGCUGAUCUGAAGUGUGGCCUGAAGGGGGCAUUCCAGAUUACUAUUCCAGAAGGUGAACUUGGGCCCGCCAGCAUGCAAAUCUUCCAGGGAGAAGGUGUUGGGCUGGAUCAAACGAGGAGAGAACAAAUGAGAAGGACAGAAAAAGAUCUGCGAGCGCAGAUGGAAAAGGAUAAAAGAAGGCACAUGGGGGACAAGCAUAGAGAGAUGUUAGCGGACAGGGAACUGGUGCAUCAAGACCUAACUCAGGUUCAGCAGGCCGCACUCGAGGAGGCGGGAAAGAAAGCUGAACGCGUCGCUCUCAACAACUACAAUCAAGCUCUGGCAGCCGAGAGAGCGGAAAGCCUCGAGGAACAACGCAAAGCGGAGGAGAGGGAGAAUCUGGCAGAGCUGUGGCAUACAGUGACAUCUGACAUGUUGACUGAGAACACAGAGGCAGCGAAGAGAGAUGUGGGAGGAGGGAACCCACCUCAGAUUCAGUCUGACAGGUGGAAGGGGAUGAGCCCGGAGCAGCUGAGCGCCAUCCACCGCGAGAGGGAACAACAGCGCCRUGACAGACAGAGACAACUUAAUGCUGAAAAGAUUAGCAAUGCAGCUCGGGACUUUCAGCUCCUGAAGAUGUCCAGAGAAGCAGAGGAGGAUGAGAGAAGAGCAGCAGAGCUGAGGAGACAGCAGAGGAUCGAGCUGGACCGGGUCAAUAUGCAGCUGGCCAGAGAGCAGCAAGCACAUCAGGAAUAUCUGAAUAAGAAGCUGUACACCAACAAACCCACCAAGGACUACUUUAAUCAAUUCAACACCAGCUCCCGCUGACCACCAGCUUGUUCCCUGGCAACAAUGUGCAAAUAUCACUGAAUGAUUCUAUAUUCAUGAUUAAUAUGAAUGAAUUAUUAACCAACUGCUUUGGAUUUUUGUGAUUUUUUUAUGAUCUUAAAGAACAAAAACGAGACAAUUUUAGUUUCAUAUUUUUCAGUGUUUGAUUUUUUUUAUUAUUUUUCAGUCAUAGAUCCAGUUACAGUGUUAGAAUCAUUAAGCAGUUAGUAAAUCUUUGCCUCAUCUGCGGCGCUUCUGCACUCGUCUCUUGUCAAAACACCCCGUGUACAUAAAGGCAUCAUCACUGUGCUAACCAACACACCACAACUAGGCACAUCUCCCCCCGCUGUCAGUGGCACACACACGUCUUACCCCUUCAUGUUUCAUCACUUUUCUUUCAUCACUUGACAAACAAAGCUUCUUUUGAAACAUAUCAAUUUGUGUUCAAAUAAAUUCUUUUCUUUCCAUUUUAAUUAUAAAAACAGAGGGGGAAACAUUAGCAACAGUGGAAAAGCAAAGGCCAGCAUUCACUUUGGAAUUCCAUCAAAAUACGAAAAAAAAAAAA
Molecule: messenger RNA, 1931 nt
Organism: Austrofundulus limnaeus
Lineage: Eukaryota; Metazoa; Chordata; Actinopteri; Cyprinodontiformes; Rivulidae
Gene: ribc1
Product: RIB43A domain with coiled-coils 1
Exons: 8
Coding region: 230-1366 (378 amino acids)
Source: RefSeq, a predicted model, not a curated record